Molecule: messenger RNA, 5986 nt
Organism: Colletes gigas
Lineage: Eukaryota; Metazoa; Arthropoda; Insecta; Hymenoptera; Colletidae
Gene: Hel89B
Product: TATA-binding protein-associated factor 172
Exons: 15
Coding region: 201-5930 (1909 amino acids)
Molecular function (GO): DNA binding; ATP hydrolysis activity; TBP-class protein binding
Source: RefSeq, a predicted model, not a curated record
ACAUGCGUUUCUCUCCGAAAAAUUUGACAAAUAGUCUGUCUAUCUGUCGACUUUUUCGAAAUACACAGCGUAAUGUGAUUUUCCAAGAAUCAAUACAGUGGGAAACGGCUAUGCGGGUUAGCUGAAGCGUAACGGUUCGAUACAUUGUAUUUUAAAAUCAGGUUUUCACAGCUGUUCAUUGAUCAACAUCGCGUCUAAACAUGACAUCAAGAUUGGAUAGAUUGUUCAUAUUGCUGGAAACAGGAACAAACGCAGUGACUAAAAGAGCCGCCGCGCAACAAUUGGGAGAGGCACAGAGGUUACAUCCGCACGAUUUACAUCAUUUAUUAGCAAGAGUAUCGACUCUCUUGAAGUCCCCGCAAUGGGACACAAGAGUUUCAGCCGCGCAAGCGGUGCAGGCUAUACUCGCUCAAGUUCCCGCUUGGGAUCCGCAACCUAUCAAAAAGGAGACUUGUACAGAGGAGGACGGGGAAACAAGAAAACAUGUACCAAAUAAUAGAUUAAAUUUGGACGACUUCGACAUGGAAAAAGUGUUGGCGCGUAGCUCGCAUCUCACCGGAUCGGAAGGCAGCGAGUACGAUUUGAUCGCCGCGGACGGGGAGCAAAUGCCACUUCCGAAUCAGGAGGAAAAAAUUAUUGCUGCUAAAUUGGGCCUUCAUCCGCGAUUAAUGGGCGUCGACACGUCAGAGUUAUUCAGCGCCGAAGAUCUCACGCCGGUUGUAUUAUCGUCCACCACGAAUACGCAAACCAAAAUGUCCGUGGGCGAAACAUUGAAGCAACCCGGUGGGCUCAGUAGACGCGAAAUGAACAGAGCUAGACGCAAGGCACGGCAAUCGGUUUCAAAACAACGUUCGCGGGACCCGGACGAUCAUCGUAGCAACGAAGAAUAUCACAACAAUUCGAACGUUCAAUCUCCCGUUAAUAGCACCGGCGAGUCGUUGAGUAAAAAGAUAAAGUUGGAAGAAGUGAUCUCAUCGGAGAUGAACCUUAAUUGCAAUGCACAGACUGAGUCGACAAACGCGGUACCAGAUAGCACCGGUUGCUGGCCAGAUUCCGUGAUAGACUGGCCUCUCGAGUCGUUCGCUGAGAAUCUCUGUCAGGAUUUAUUUAGUCAGAAAUGGGAAGUGAGGCACGGAGCCGCGACUGCUUUACGGGAACUGAUCAAACUCCACGGAAAAGGCGCGGGUAAACCGAGGGAUCUGAGUGCAGACGAGAUGGAAGAGAGUCACUAUCAAUGGAUAAUCGACGCUGCGUUACGAUUACUGUGUGUUUUGGGGUUAGAUCGAUUCGGUGACUUCGUUUCCGACCAAGUCGUCGCGCCCGUGCGAGAGACGUGUGCGCAAGCGCUGGGUUCCCUCUUGCUGCUAGUGCCAAAUCAAAAAGAUAACGAUAAGAAAAAUAAGGGUAUCGUGGGAAUACUUUCGGUCAUGCUGAAACUUUUAGAACACGACGAGUGGGAGGCAAGGCACGGCGCGUUGCUUGCGUUAAAAUAUUUACUCGCUGUACGCGAUGAUUUACUGGAUGACAUAUUACCGAGAGUCUUUCCAGCCACCAUGAAAGGUCUUUCCGAUCCCGUCGACGAUGUUGGCGCUGCUGCAGCUAGCGCGCUAAUACCAGUUGCAUCUGCCCUACCGCGAUUAUUAGAACCAUCGGAAUUAGAGGCUGUUGUAAUCCGUCUUUGGGAACUUCUACGCGAACAGGACGAUCUGGCAGCGGCGUGCAAUAGUUUCAUGGGACUGUUAGCUGCUAUACUGUCGCUACCUACAGCACGUGCGUGUCUUACACCUCAGCCAUUGUCACAGGUUUUGCCACGGUUAUGGCCAUUUCUUAGUCAUUCUAGUUCGAGCGUGCGCAAAGCCACGUUGCAAACGUUACAGACGCUAACCGGGGACGACGGUGCUCAUACCGAGGAUAGAAAGGAACGAUGGGGCGAGGGGGGUGGAUUUGUAUUACAGGAGGCUCUUCGUCAUGUUUUUCAACGUGUACUUAUCGAACACGUAACUGCCAUACAAGAUAUAGCCGAACGUGUUUGGGAGAAUCUAGUCGUACAGAGCGAUCUCGAGCUGCUAUUGCACGCGGCGUGUCCCCUCGUCAGCACGUGGCUAUGCCUUGCUAUGCAACCGGAACACGUGCCAUUCAAUCCAAACCUGUUGAUGACCAUAAGCUCGCCGAACAAAGGGACGAAGAGCAGUCAGUUUAUCGGUACUUGCGACGGACAGUCGGAGACUAGUAACAACGGCGGAAACAAUGCUCUAAGCGGAAACGCAAAGUCGAUAUCCGAGUUGAAAGUGUACAUCGGCGGGAUCGAGACCGUUGCUCAGAAUAUAAGGAAGUCGAACGUGGUGCAAGCUCGUUGCAGAGCCGCGCGAAUGCUAGGAUUGCUCUCGCAUUACGUGGUACAACCAGCACCGGGUGUUGUAUACACACCAGACAUACCUAGUCCUGCACUCUGUUACGCUAAAGUAUUACUGGCGCAUCUUAACUCACGCUCGGCGUUGCAACGCACCGUCGCAGGUUUGACGAUGUCCCAUUGGGCGACCGUGAACGACAUGAAAUGCCCCACGAUACCGGACAUUCUCAGGGACAAACUCUUGGGGUGUUUAAACGAAUGUGUGUUCUAUGACGAGAUCGCAGCGUCUUUCACACGGCUAAUACACGACAGCCGUGAUUACAUUGCCACACUCAAACACUAUAAAUUACCUGUUCCUAUCGAAACAGAUGCAUCGGGAGUAAUGACGCUCGAUCAAAUAGCGAGCCUUGCCGGGAAACCGAUUUCAGAGCUUUGUGCCAUGGGCAAUGCGACAGGCUCCGGGGGACCGGGCGGAAACAUUGGCGGCAGCCUGAACACGAUUAAGCUAAAGCCAAAGUUGAUCGAGAGCCUGGAAGAAAGGCGAAAAGCGUUGGAGAUCGGCGCUGCUGACACGGCAGCGCAACAGCUCUCCUACAACGUUAUGUCAAUGGCGGCCCUCGCUGGAGCCGCCACCAUGUUGCAUUGCCUUCCACCGUCCCCGAAACCUCUCAAUCCGUUAGUGAAACCGCUAAUGGAGGCUAUAAAACGCGAGGAAAACGAGGAGCUACAGAAAUUAGCUGCUAAACAUUUGUCGUACCUAGUUGAACUUUGUCUAGAUAGAAUACCCUCCCCCAAUGCAAAGAUAUCGACCAACUUAUGUACAUUCCUGUGCUCGGACAUUGAAUUCACGCCCCGCGUAAACGCUGAAACGGAUACGGAUCUUUUCGACGGGAUUCUCACUUUAAGCAAUAGACAGAAACACGCUGAGAGAGUGGCUUAUAAUCGGGGCGCGAACAGUGGUCUGGGGGGAGGAAGGGGCCCAGGCAGACCACCCACCACUGAAAUUCCUUUGGAGGAAUUACUCGCGUGCGAGGAACCGGAAGCUAAAGCCGCCAGAACCCGUCGCCGUGGAGCUACUUUGGCCCUCACAGCCAUAGCUACUCAUUUUGGUGAUCAGUUGCCUACUCGUUUGCCACAUCUUUGGGAACUGAUACUACCAAACCUGUUGCGAGAGGAUGAAAAUAUCACCGGUCGUGAAAAUACUCAAGAGGAAGUGAAUCAAUUGAUCUUUGGCUUGCAAGUUCUGGAAGUUCUGGCCCCGAGCCUCGACAAAGCUUUACUGCCCCCCGUUUUGGAAUGCCUUUCCUGUUUGUGUAAAUUAUUGGCUCAUCCGUACAAGGCUGUCAGACACAUGGCGUCGCGAUGCAUCUCCGUGUUAGCUACAUUAGACAUAGAAAAAGUAAUAGUACACAUCACACGCAGCGUAAUACCGCUUCUAGAGGCUACCGGUGGAGAAAAAUUGUACUCGAUGACGGUGACAGCGCCGAGCGAGGUGGACUCGAUUAGGCAAGGCGCCGCCGAGGCGUUGACGUGCCUUGUCGAGAGUUUAGGCGUAAACAUAGUUCCAUAUGCUGUGCUCUUUAUGGUUCCUUUAUUAGGCCGCAUGAGUGACCAAAAUCAAUGCGUGAGAUUAGCCUGUAGCGCAACGUUCGCGACACUAGUGCAACUUCUACCACUCGACCCUGGCGCCAUUACCGAUCCACCGGAUUUAGUCGAGAAGAAAGCUCAAGAGCGACGAUUCUUGGAACAACUUUUGAAUCCACGGAGUAUCCCAGACACCGAAAUGCCAAUUCCCGUGGCCGCGGAGUUGCGUUCUUAUCAACGCCAAGGAUUGAACUGGCUGAACUUUUUGAAUCGUUAUCGACUGCACGGAGUUCUAUGCGACGAUAUGGGUCUGGGUAAAACGCUACAAACGCUUUGCAUACUAGCUUUGGACCAUCAUCGUAAUGCUCACGCGCCACCGAGUCUGGUGGUGUGUCCACCGACCCUGACCGGCCAUUGGGUCUACGAGGCGGAGAAAUUCUUCGAGGCUAAACACCUUUCCGUUUUGCAAUACGCUGGCACGCCACCCGAACGUGAGAAACUACGACCAAAAGUUACCUACCAUAGACUGGUAGUUGCUAGCUACGACAUAGUGCGCAAGGAUAUCGACUACUUCGAAACACGUCAGUGGAACUACUGCGUGCUAGACGAAGGCCACGUUAUAAAGAACGGAAAGACGAAAAGCGCCAAGGCGACGAAACGAUUGCACGCGAAUCACAGGCUCAUACUGUCGGGCACACCGGUGCAGAAUGACGUGCUCGAGCUAUGGUCGUUGUUCGACUUUCUAAUGCCAGGUUUUCUGGGCACCGAGAAACAAUUUGCAGCGAAGUACUCGCGCCCUAUUCUAGCCUGCAGGGAACCGAAAGCUGGGCCCAAGGAACAAGAAGCAGGUGCUCUAGCUAUGGAAGCGCUACAUAGACAGGUUCUGCCAUUUUUACUUAGACGCAAUAAGGAGGAUGUCCUUCAAGACUUGCCACCGAAAAUCACACAAGACUAUUAUUGCGAUCUGUCCACGCUGCAACGUACAUUGUAUGAAGAUUUCCGUACCCGACAUUCAGCCAGUAUGUUGUCCAGUGCAUCGUGCACAGCGGCUGUGAACGAUCCUCAAGGGGGCCACGUGUUCGAAGCAUUGCGAUAUCUGCGUAACGUUUGCAAUCAUCCGAAAUUGGUACUCAAUCCGCGACAUCCGUUCUAUCAAACGGUGUGCGACUCGUUGAAACAGCAAAAGACUACUUUGGCCGAUAUAGAGCACGGAGCCAAGCUGCCCGCGUUGAAGCAGUUGUUGCUGGACUGCGGUAUCGGGCAACCGCAGCAACAACAGAACCGUAAUUUCAUAACUGCCGGUGGCGCGCCGGAUAACCAACCGCCGCAGCAGCAGCAAUUAGUGAGCCAACAUCGAGCGUUAAUCUUUUGUCAAUUAAAAGCAAUGCUGGAUAUUGUAGAAAAGGAUCUGUUACGCACCCAUCUACCGACAGUCACGUAUCUGCGUCUCGACGGUAGUAUACCAGCCACGCAAAGGCAUUCCGUGGUCGCGCGUUUCAACGCAGACCCGUCGAUAGACGUGCUCUUAUUGACGACGCAAGUCGGCGGACUCGGACUGAAUCUGACCGGCGCUGACACCGUGAUAUUCGUGGAACACGAUUGGAACCCUAUGAAAGACCUACAAGCGAUGGACAGGGCGCAUCGUAUCGGACAGAAGAAGGUGGUGAACGUGUACAGGCUUAUCACGAGAUCGACGGUGGAGGAGAAAAUAAUGGGGCUGCAAAAGUUCAAGCUUCUCACGGCGAACACCGUGAUCUCGACAGAGAACGCUUCUCUGGAAACAAUGGCUACCGAUCAGUUGUUGGACUUGUUUUCAUUGGACAACGUCAGGGGAAAGAAACCGGAUGGCCAAGAAGCCGGUACAAAAAAUGCUAGCCUACCGGGCGUCAGUCGUUCCGUCUUAGAAAUCCUCCCUGAAUUAUGGGAGCAACAACAGUACGACGACGAAUACGAUUUCGAUUCAUUUUUAUCCAAACUGAAGGCUGAUAACCAGUGAGCGUUCAAUCACGUGCACCGCGCAUACUAAUUUAGCGAAAACUGAUGUAUAUUUAA